Molecule: messenger RNA, 660 nt
Organism: Tarenaya hassleriana
Lineage: Eukaryota; Viridiplantae; Streptophyta; Magnoliopsida; Brassicales; Cleomaceae
Product: histone H3.2
Exons: 1
Coding region: 101-511 (136 amino acids)
Cellular component (GO): nucleosome
Molecular function (GO): DNA binding; protein heterodimerization activity; structural constituent of chromatin
Source: RefSeq, a predicted model, not a curated record
AUCCACCAACUAUCCCCUGAUUUUCCCAACCAUUUUCCAUCGCUUUCUCGAAAAAACAGACAGAUAACAGCGUUUUAUUUUCGAUUUCUUCGAUUUCCAGAUGGCUCGUACCAAGCAGACCGCUCGUAAGUCCACUGGAGGCAAGGCUCCGAGGAAGCAGCUGGCGACAAAGGCCGCGAGAAAGUCUGCUCCGGCCACCGGCGGUGUGAAGAAGCCUCACAGGUUCCGACCCGGCACUGUGGCUCUUAGAGAGAUCAGGAAGUACCAGAAAAGCACCGAGCUUCUCAUCCGCAAACUUCCUUUCCAGAGACUGGUUCGUGAGAUCGCUCAGGAUUUCAAGACGGAUCUUCGAUUUCAGAGCAGCGCCGUCUCAGCUCUCCAGGAAGCGGCGGAGGCGUAUCUCGUGGGUUUGUUCGAAGACACAAAUCUUUGCGCGAUCCACGCGAAGAGGGUCACUAUCAUGCCUAAGGAUAUCCAGCUCGCGAGGAGGAUCAGAGGUGAAAGGGCUUGAACGAAGAAUUGUUCUCGAGUUUGAUCCUAGUAUCGUUAUCUGUUUCUAGCAUUUCAUCCUAAAAGAAAAUCCUUUUCGCUAUGGGUUUUGUAAAUCGUUUUGAACUUGGCACCCUUUGAUUUCAGCUGAUGGUUUGUUGUUGUCUUUAA